Molecule: messenger RNA, 1699 nt
Organism: Euleptes europaea (tarantolino)
Lineage: Eukaryota; Metazoa; Chordata; Lepidosauria; Squamata; Sphaerodactylidae
Gene: TGFBR2
Product: transforming growth factor beta receptor 2
Exons: 7
Coding region: 1-1686 (561 amino acids)
Biological process (GO): protein phosphorylation; heart development; transforming growth factor beta receptor signaling pathway
Cellular component (GO): signaling receptor complex; plasma membrane
Molecular function (GO): transforming growth factor beta binding; activin receptor activity; activin binding
Source: RefSeq, a predicted model, not a curated record
AUGAGCUGGCUCCCCAAGCGCGUUUUGUUGUGGGCUCUCCUCAACAGCACCGCUCACCCGCUGGUCCGGGUGACAGCUGAAGGUCACGCAGCUAAGAUGAUGCUCCAUGGUGCAGUCCAACUGCGGGGGCUUUGCAAGUUUUGUGAUGUUAGGGCAACAACCUGCACAAAUGAAGGCUAUUGUCUCAGUGAUUGCAACAUCACUUCAAUCUGUGAAAAUGUGAAUGAAGUAUGUGCAGCAGUAUGGAGAAAAAAUGAUGAAAACAUAACCUUGGAAACAAUAUGUCAUGAUCCCAAACAAGAGCUCCAUGGGAACAAACUGGAAGACUUCAAUUCAAAGAACUGUAUGAUGAAAGAAAUGAAGGUUGCUGGUGAAUUGCUGUUCAUGUGCUCCUGCAGUGAAGAAGAAUGCAAUGAUAAACUUAUUUUUUCAGACAAAAUCCCAGAAAGUGUUGAAGAAGUGAAAGAUGUGAUUUCUAAAGUUGCAAUAAUAAGCCUUGUCCCAUUGCUUGUGGUUACUAUGGCUGUGAUUCUCAUCUUUUACUGCUACCGUAUUCAGAGGAGAAGGCAGCUCAACAAGGCAUGGGAGAAGAACGUGAAAUCCAAGAAACAAGACUGUAGCGAUGUUUGUGCCAUCAUGUUAGAUGAUGACCGUUCUGACAUCAGUUCUACUUGCGCCAACAACAUUAACCAUAAUACUGAACUGUUGCCCAUUGAGUUGGACACCCUUGUGGGCAAAGGGAGGUUUGCCGAAGUCUAUAAAGCGAAACUGAAGCAAAAUACCUCAGAACAGUUUGAAACAGUAGCUGUCAAGAUCUUCCCUUUUGAAGAAUAUGCAUCUUGGAAGACGGAGAAAGACAUCUUCUCGGACAUAAACCUGAAACAUGAGAACAUCCUUCAGUUUUUGACAGCGGAGGAGCGCAAAACAGAUUUGGGCAAACAGUGUUGGUUGAUCACUGCUUUCCACUCACGGGGAAACUUGCAGGAAUACCUCAUAAAACACAUCAUUAGCUGGGAGGACCUCUGGAAACUGGGUGGCUCUUUGGCUCGUGGGAUUGCUCACCUUCACAGUGACCAUACACCUUGUGGCCGACCCAAGACGCCUAUUGUCCACAGAGAUCUAAAGAGUUCCAAUAUCCUGGUGAAAAAUGAUUUAACAUGCUGCCUCUGUGACUUUGGGCUAUCUCUGAGGCUGGAUCCUACUCUCUCUGUAGAUGAUCUGGCUAACAGUGGACAGGUUGGCACAGCGAGGUACAUGGCUCCUGAAGUUCUGGAAUCCAGAAUGAACUUGGAUAAUGUUGAGUCCUUUAAGCAGACUGAUGUCUAUUCCAUGGCUUUGGUUCUCUGGGAAGUGACUUCUCGCUGCAAUUGUGUUGGAGAGGUGAAAGACUAUGAACCACCAUUUGGCUCUAAAGUGCGAGAACAUCCUUGUGUUGAAAGCAUGAAGGACAACGUUUUGAGGGACAGAGGGCGACCGGAUAUACCCAGUUCAUGGCUCAACCAUCAGGGCAUCCAGAAGGUCUGUGAGACCCUUGUUGAAUGCUGGGACCACGAUCCUGAGGCCCGUCUCACUGCGCAGUGUGUGGCUGAGCGGUUCAACGAUCUCGAGUACCAGGACAGGCUGUCGGGAAGAAGCAGCUCAGAAGAAAAGAUCCCAGAGGACAGCUCUGUGAACAGUGCCAAGUAGCAACAGACCAAAA